Glycine soja is the source of this 1537-nucleotide messenger RNA. Its product is annotated as E3 ubiquitin-protein ligase MIEL1-like. The record is from RefSeq and is a predicted model, not a curated record. NCBI's taxonomy places the organism in Eukaryota, Viridiplantae, Streptophyta, Magnoliopsida, Fabales, Fabaceae. Gene Ontology annotation, biological process: ubiquitin-dependent protein catabolic process; protein ubiquitination. The transcript has 12 exons. Bases 296 to 1099 code for a protein of 267 amino acids. Gene Ontology annotation, molecular function: ubiquitin protein ligase activity; zinc ion binding. Gene Ontology annotation, cellular component: nucleus.
GAGUGACUUGGUUUUGUAGAUCUCUGGUAUCCCAAGUGGGCGAUCCUACAGCGAUAUUCUCUUCUCUCCUCCUAUGCGCCUUAUCUCAUCCCAAGUGGUCAUUCUCUUUUUCUCUAUCACUGCUGCCUGCAAACAAAAGAUAUUUAUAUUGCAUUAAAAAGAUGAAAAAAAAGGGCAAGAGUGUGUGGUCCUUUUAAGUUGAACAUGAUGGAAUGGCCGUCUUUCUCUUUUGGGUAUCUUCCCAAAUCAGGAAACACUUUCUCAUCUUCCCUUUCCCAGUUUCACACCCUACCUCAUGGAAGGCUCUGUCAACGAACGUCUUCAUUUUGGGAAGAUUGGAUAUGGAUGCAAUCAUUACAGGAGAAGAUGCAGGAUUCGUGCUCCCUGCUGCAACGAGAUCUACUCAUGCCGUCACUGUCAUAACGAGGCCGCGAGCUUGUUGAAGAAUCCCUUUGAUCGCCACGAGCUCGUUCGCCAAGAUGUUAAACAAGUUAUUUGUUCAGUUUGUGACACUGAGCAACCUGUUGCUCAAGUUUGCACAAACUGUGGCGUCAAAAUGGGAGAAUAUUUCUGCAACAUCUGCAAAUUCUUCGAUGAUGAUGUUGAGAAAGAACAGUUUCACUGUGAUGAUUGUGGGAUCUGCAGGGUUGGUGGUCGAGAUAAUUUUUUCCACUGCAAGAAGUGCGGGUCUUGUUAUGCAGUUGGUCUGCAUGAUAAUCAUUUAUGUGUGGAGAACUCCAUGAGGCAUCACUGUCCCAUUUGUUACGAGUACCUUUUUGAUUCAUUGAAAGAUGUCAUUGUUAUGAAAUGUGGUCACACAAUGCACCAUGAAUGUUACCUGGAGAUGAUAAAAAAUGACAAAUAUUGUUGUCCCAUAUGCUCCAAGUCAGUGAUUGACAUGUCUAAGACAUGGAAGAGAAUUGAUGAAGAGAUUGAAGCAACCGUCAUGCCUCAAGAUUAUCGAAACAGGAAGGUUUGGAUACUAUGUAAUGACUGCAAUGACACAACAGAAGUUUACUUCCACAUUCUUGGCCAAAAAUGUGGUCACUGCAGAUCAUAUAAUACCCGCACAGUUGCACCUCCAGUUCUUCCCCAAUGACCAGAUCUCUUGGGUUCAAGAAGGGAACACUGUCAGCAGAAAGUUAAAGUUAGCACCCUGUUAUUACUAUGGAGGGUUAUUGAAUUAAUUGAGCAUCAAAAGUGAUUGGUGUAUUGUGUCCUAGAUAGUUUUCUUAGGUUAUUCUUCCUCCAACAUAUGGAGUGGGAUUGUUGUCUCUUGGUUAUUUAUUGGGCAGGUAUAAACAUCUUUAUACUGUAAUAGAGGGAAAACAUUUUUCCCGUCAUGAAUUGCUGGUAAUAGUGAUGCAUUGAUACUUGAUGAUUGAUUGCAUUGUCGGCCAUAGUGGUUUUCUAUAAUUUGGUUGAUGUUAUUUGAUCCUUGUAGUCUGUCUCGCACAUUGGGAUAAACUGUGAUUGUUAGUUUUGAUCAUUCUAUUCUCAAUUACAAAUGUAGAAAUAGUCGUCUUUUGAGGUUAAA